AUGGAGAUUGACCCACGUGGUGAUAUCAAACUUUGUGUCGGCGAAACAGACCCUGUCACAUUCACAGUCUGUUCAAGGGCAUUGGCGAGAACCUCGCCAGUCUUCGAGCGCAUGCUCUACGGAAACUUCAUAGAGGCGAAGAGGCCUGAUGAUGGGGAGUGGACUGUGAACCUCCCCGAAGACAAGGCAACGGCGAUGUCCCUCUUUCUACGCAUAUCACACGGACAAUUCGAUCACAUCCCGAGAACAAUAUCGAUUGACGACCUUUACGACCUCACAGUAUUGUCAAACUAUUACGAUGCCACACGGAUGUUGGAACCCUGGGUAGGAAGAUGGAUGUCUUCUAUGGAGGAUAGCGAAAAGAGAACAAAGGAAUCUAUGGCUAAAUGCCUUGGAAUAGCAUGGGAGUUUGGCUUCCAUGAUUCUUUUGCAGGGACGACAAGAAGGAUGCUUAUGGAGAGCGACGGAUCUGAGGACCCAGACCUUGAAAUGGUCCCCGAUAUUGUCGAACGAGUAUCCGCAAUCCGCAUCAAUACCAUACAGGCUCUCCUCGACGUCAUCAACAGACUUGUACAGGACUUGUGUGUCGUUGAUGAGAAGCCGCGUUGGUGCCGACACGCUGAAUGGAUGGGUCCGCAUCGCUGUGAAUCUAUGAUUCUAGGCUCAUUAACGUUUUGCCUUCUUCGAGCGGGCUUGUGGCCUUUGCCCAAGGCAGAAAAUGUAAUGGAUAGCAUUGUUGGACUGCGACGCAAGAUGACAGGAUUGGUAAUCCAUGAUAUUGGAAGGUCUGAGGGUGUAGACCACACGCCUUGCAACCCCGGGCAGUUUUUACUGAACGAGAUCGAGAGGGUCUUGGUUGAGAUUUGCAAUCCCGUGACGAAGGGUCACCUAGAAACAAUGGAUAAGCAAAGGAAGAGAUUAACAGAUGUAAAAUAA
Molecule: messenger RNA, 936 nt
Organism: Fusarium sp. VM40
Lineage: Eukaryota; Fungi; Ascomycota; Sordariomycetes; Hypocreales; Nectriaceae
Source: the annotation of a GenBank genome assembly